UGGGCAAAGCUAACAGCGAAAAGUGGGACGUUAAGUAUGUAACAAUUUAUGAGUAAAGGAACGAAAGCCUCGGCCACAGUAUCUACGAAACGACGGAUCUUCCAAACGACAUUCUCUCGUGCCUUUUGCCUUCACGUUUAAGCAUGCAGUGAAUUGAAAUUCUGAAAUUACCCUUCAACUUUGUAUAACUGCCGCCAACUAACCAUCAUCAACUCUCGCCAAACAAGUUUUGUCUAUCAUCUUCCUAAUCCUAAUCUGUACCCGUCAUACCUCUUAAACCUUUCAUUUCAUCACCAUCUUUUUGCAGUUUCUCUUUAUGGGUGAAAGUGAAACUCUUAAAAGCUGCUAAGAGGGAAGUGAAUUAAAGGAGAGAUGAUAAAGAAGCCACAAAAGGUCAACAUGUUUAUUAAAAAAUGGUCUGAGCUUGAUUGGCGUCUUCUCUUCUUAGUCGUCGUUCCCCUUUCGUUUCUGUUUUUUGUUUCUUCCUUAACUUCUACGCAUCUCAAUUCUGUCGUCUCGCUCCGCUCCUUUAUCUUCAGCAACUUGUCGGAUUUUAUAAGUUUACAUCCCCACUCGGCCAACGCUGUUCGGUCGUUGGACAGGUCGAGGAUUGCGGUCUGCUUGGUUGGUGGAGCCAGGAGGUUCGAGCUGACGGGACCUUCCAUCGUGGAGAAGGUUCUUAACCGGUACCCCAAUGCAGACCUUUUUUUGCAUUGUCCCAUGGACAAAGAUGCCUUCAAACUAUCGCUUCUAAGGACUGCCCCGAGGCUCGCCUCUGUUCGAAUUUUCGAGCAGAAACUAGUGCCGGAGACGGGGGAGCAAGUCCGUGUCCUUACGGCGGCCAACUCCCCUAAUGGCAUCCAGGGUCUUCUGCAGUAUUUCAAUUUGGUGGAGGGAUGCAUCACGAUGAUCGAGUCACACCAAAAGCAACGCGGCUUCACCUAUGACUGGAUCGUUCGGACCAGAGUAGACGGUUACUGGAGUGCGCCAUUACAUCCCCGAAAUUUUGUGGCUGGCCGAUAUACCGUCCCAUCUGGGUCAGUUUACGGUGGCCUUAAUGACCGCCUCGGCAUCGGCGAUUUCUUCACUUCCAAGAUUGCUCUCUCCCGCCUUGCUCUCAUCCCCGAAAUCGACAAGGCAGGGUACAGGCAACUCAACUCGGAAUCUGCGUUCAAAGCCCAACUCACCACCCUAAACAUAUCCUAUGCGGAGAAUAGAUUACCGUUCUGCGUGGUGACGGAUCGGACGUACGAGUUCCCGCCUGCCCGUUUGGGUGUGCCAGUGGCGGCGAUGUCGAGCCUGGAUCCACUGAGUGGGGCCAAAUGCAGGCCGUGCAGCCCUGUAUGUAAAGACGGUUGUGUGGCGGACGUGAUGUCGUCGCUUGACAAGGGAUGGAGCUGGACCGACUGGGGUAACGGGACUCUUGAGCUAUGCAACGCUCAAGGCGAGUGGGAGAAGGGAUGGGAGAAGAUUUUCGAUAGGGUUGCGGGUCAAAAACUCGCUCAAGAGAGGAAGCGAGUUAAAAGUUUGAAGCUGGAGGAAUGUAUUGGUGAUUUUAGAGAAAUGAAGAAAAAGGCCUUCAAGUGGGAGGCACCUACGCCGGAGGAAAUCUGUCGACUGGGGUUGGGCGUCUCACAAAAUUGAUUCUUAUUCUUUAGAAUCAAAGCUUAUUUAGUGUAGCCAGCAAGUACGUUCUUUCGGAAUUGUAAAUUUUUCUUUAAUUAAUUUUCCAAUUUAGAAAUUUCAUUAAUAUGAAAACAAUAUAAAGAUAAGAAAAUAAGUCAGAUCAUAUCCAAAAUGGUUAAGGUUUUUAUUGACGGUUUAACCAUGUAAAACAAAAUAAUAAGAUUAAAUUGUAGUUUUCAUAUUUUUAAUUUAA
Molecule: messenger RNA, 1879 nt
Organism: Gossypium arboreum
Lineage: Eukaryota; Viridiplantae; Streptophyta; Magnoliopsida; Malvales; Malvaceae
Exons: 2
Coding region: 373-1644 (423 amino acids)
Source: RefSeq, a predicted model, not a curated record